UUUCAACACAAAUGUCUACCACUUAUUUUCACAAUUGAGUAUCAUACCUAUCUAAGUGAAACAGCAGCAAGUUCAAAAUGUUCUCUUUCAAUCAAACAAUCGUUAUCAUUUCACUGUUCGUGGUAUGUUUUCAGACCUAUUCAUCGGCUCCGGCGAGCGAAUUAUCCCACAUCAUCGAAGGUGAUAAAGGCGUCAUCAAAGUGGAUGGGAAAAUUAUCAGUAAGAUGGACAACGAAUUUAAACGAGGACGCGUUCAUAUACGCACCACCUCCAAGGGUCUUCUUUGCAUCAACAAAAGAAGGAUUUUUGAUUUGACUGAUAUAUCACCGGAAAGCUUCGCCAAGUUGAAAUUGGAUAGUAAAUCAGUAACUGCUUUUAGAAUCAAAGUAAAUAAAAAUGGCCAAUUGGGAUACACGGAUGAUCAAGGUAAAAUUUUUUUCGCUCAGCCUGCAAAAGUACCCAAGAACCAAAGCGGCCUUAUAAAAGAUAUGUUAGUAGGAGUUGAUGAAAAUAUCGGCCCUGAGGAUAUAAAAACAUACCGACCGAAAAAUAUUAAAAAUACUAUAAUAAAAGGUGAAGGUGGCCAGAUCACAGUGAAUGGAAAACUUGUUGUUAAGAGGGAUUAUCAAUUUGAAAAUGGUAUCGUUCACUUGAAUAUUUUCAAUGGUGUUGUUCGUAUCAAUGGUAAAAAGAUUUUUGGUAAACCCAUCACUUGUCCGGGUAAAUGUACUAACAUGGAAAUGAAUCGUGAUGAAGGAGUUGAUGGCUUUGUGAUUGAAAUAAUGGAAGAUGGUACAGUUGACAAAGUAGUGAUUAUGGGCACGCCAGCAUAGGCCUGGAAUGUUGUUUUAAUACACGUACAAAGUACCUAAGUAUAUACAUUCUACGGUAUUUAUUAAAUGAACUGUAUACGUACCUACUCUAUACCCAUGCAAUGAUUAUUAAAAUAAA
Molecule: messenger RNA, 951 nt
Organism: Planococcus citri (citrus mealybug)
Lineage: Eukaryota; Metazoa; Arthropoda; Insecta; Hemiptera; Pseudococcidae
Exons: 2
Coding region: 78-833 (251 amino acids)
Source: RefSeq, a predicted model, not a curated record